Molecule: messenger RNA, 1002 nt
Organism: Capsaspora owczarzaki ATCC 30864
Lineage: Eukaryota; Filasterea; Ministeriida; Capsasporidae
Exons: 1
Coding region: 1-1002 (333 amino acids)
Source: RefSeq, a predicted model, not a curated record
AUGGCUACUUGCCGCUCAUGCUCUGCGCUCAUGCUGGCUGCUGUUAGCUGCAUGAUUGCUGCUAUUACGCUUGGCACGGGUGCUACUUUUGCUGCUGCGCUGCGACCUCCGUCCGGCCUGUAUGGCAUUGGCGCCAAUUUUAACUUGGUGCGCAUCGAUCCGAAAACGGGCAACAUCACGACGGUCGGACCUGCCGUGCCCUUCCUCCAAUCCCAGCAGCUGGCGGCGGUGGAUCCCGUCAGUAGCAUCUUUUAUGCCGUUGGACAAAACGCGACGGGUCAGGUCGUGAUUGGGCUGGACAUGAACACCGGACUCGUCGUUUCUCAGACGCCGCUCCCGUUCGUCUCGAGUAUGUUCAUUGGCGUUGGUCAAGUGUUCGACUUUGACCCCCUUACAAAUCGGCUCAUUGCCAUGGGGCGCGAAGCAGGCAAUUCCACCCACUUCAUUCUUUCGAUCAACCCAAUCACCGGUGUGACCAGCAACGUGGCUCUCAUCCCAUCAACCACCUCGACAGACUUGCUGGGUGGCAGCUCUGGAUUUGACCCCUCUGCCGGCAUUCAGUGGGUCGAGUUGGACGUCAGCAACAAUGGCACCCUCGAGACGGACUUGUUUGCCGUCAACUUGACAACCGGGCAGAUUGCUCACCAGAUCCCAGACAAGUACAAUGUCAACAGCAUGGCCUUUGACCAAGGCACCAACUCUAUGCUUUGCUUUACCUUCGAUGACGCCAGCACGACGCGGCAGCUCAUGUCUCUCGAUUCCGCCACUGGAGCAUUGAAGAAAAUUGGCACUGUCAAAGACUACACCUACACGAACGGCGAUAUUGUCGCAUUCGACUCUGAAAAGCGCAUUCUCUACGGCAUUUUCACGAAACAAUCUGGCGCUCCGGCCACCACUCUCUUCUUGGUUGGCGUCCAUCCUGAAACGGCUGCAGUGGUCUCGAGCGUCCAGCUGUGUCAAGACCCGGCGAGCUGUCUCUGGGCGAUGGUGUAUCUUCCGUAA